Messenger RNA from Scatophagus argus, 2468 nucleotides. It is a transcript of the gene rgmd, whose product is annotated as RGM domain family, member D. Gene Ontology annotation, cellular component: plasma membrane. The coding region runs from base 193 to 1488 and encodes 431 amino acids. The transcript has 3 exons. Gene Ontology annotation, biological process: BMP signaling pathway. Gene Ontology annotation, molecular function: coreceptor activity. NCBI's taxonomy places the organism in Eukaryota, Metazoa, Chordata, Actinopteri, Scatophagidae. The record is from RefSeq and is a predicted model, not a curated record.
UUUCAUUGGCUAGCAAUCACCUCUGGCCCCGGUCUGCACGUUAGACCCCUCCCUCGUAGAGCCGCCCUGAAGACAGGGGCCCCUUUUGAAUGACAGCGCUUGGGAAGGAAGACGAAUUUUUGUGUGAUUUCCCGCAGCCGCAGCGUCGAUGAGAAGCAGUCGAGGAACUCCAUUCUAACUGAAUGGAUUGGUAUGGGGAGAAGCGGACCACAAAUCACGGCUAAGCGGCAGCUUUGGGACUGUGUAACGUUGACGAUGGUUUUACUUUCGCUGCUGUUUCGACCAGCUCACUGCCAGCAAUGUCGAAUCCAACGCUGCAAUGCGGAGUAUGUGGCUUCUACCUCACCCUCUAGUGGUCUGCAGGAGGACGUGGCUAUGGAUGUGGACUACUGCAUCGCCUUGCGGGCCUAUGCCCUGUGCACCAGGCGGCAAGCACGCAGCUGCAGGGGCGACCUGGUCUACCACUCGGCUGUCUUCCGCAUUAAGGAGUUAUUCUCUCAACAUAACUGCUCCAGUGAUGGGCCCACCUCCUCCGACAAGGUCCCCAGCACGUCUCGCCCUGCCGUGUCAGAGCUGUGUGACUAUGAGAAUCGGGUCCUCCUGUCGGGUUCAGCCGGCCAGCAAAAGAAAUACGCCCACUGUGGAUUAUUUGGAGACCCCCACCUACGGACUUUCCGAGACGAGUUUCAGACCUGCAAGGUGGAAGGGGCGUGGCCUCUGAUAGACAACCGCUUCCUGUCAGUGCAGGUGACCAAUGUGCCUGUUGUCUUAGGCUCCAGCGCCACAGCAACCAGCAAGAUCACUGUGAUCUUCAAGUCGUACCACGGCUGUACAGACCAGAAGGUGUACCAGGCCACCACAGAAGAUCUGCCAUUGGCCUUUCAGGAUGGGACUCGCAGUGGCGGAGAGAGUGGCAGCCUGAGCAUUGUAGAGCGGGGCGGCUCUGGUGUGGGCCGGCAAGUGAAGAUACAGGCCCGCUACAUUGGCACCUCCAUCAUCGUCCGGCGAGUGGGCAGCUACCUGACCUUUGCCAUCCGCAUGCCAGAAGACACGCUGGACUAUUCAGAGGACAAUGGCGGUCUGCAGCUCUGCCUGCAUGGCUGUCCACGGAACGAGCUCAUCAAAGAGCACACGCUGGGCCGUCAGAGCCAGCAGCCCCGCCUGCAGGGCACCAACACAGAGCUGGGUCCUUUACGGCCCCCUCAUCAGAUCUACACAGUGGAGCGGGCCACGGCCAAGUGUAGAGAGACUCUGCAGGUGGAGGACGUGUACUUUCAGUCGUGUGUGUUCGACUUGCUGACCACAGGAGACCCUGAGUUCUCUAUGGCAGCGUAUGGGGCUCUGGAGGAUUUAAAGGCAUUGCCACCCAGUAAACUGAAGCAGAAUUCCCCAAGUUUUUCCAACCGAGGGGCUUCACGCACGUCGGCUGCAUCAGCAGCCAGCGGCUCCCUGCUCUCACUCCUACUUCUCAUUCUGCUGCUUUUGUGAAAAAUAAAAUGAAUUUAAAUGAUUUUUAAAAAAGAGAAACAUGUAGACAAACAGAACUUGGAAGCAUUACUAGCUUGAGGAAAGAGUGACUAGAGCUCAGACCUAUGUCUUUGUAAUUUUUGGGGAGGGGACUUCGUGAGUGUUGUGAGCUUUUCUGUUUUUGUUAACUGAAGGAUUUCUCUAUCUCCACAUCACUUUUUCUCUGGAUUUCUGCAUUGGUCCUAUCAUUUCAACAAAAAUAGAAAUGAAUGAAAUCAUGUGGUUUAGGAUCAACUACAGCAUCUGCACCAUUUUCACCUACUCACUGUUAAUUGGUUUACAACAGUCAAAAGGUUAAACUCAUUAUCAUGUGUGCUGACAUCAAGGCAGCUAAACAGAAAUAAUUAUUUUUUUGUAAAUAUUUCAUUUUGACGGAGAAAAUGAACAACCUCCAAACACUCCACUAUGCAUGAAGCUGCAUAUGUAACUCCAUACUGUAUGUAAGCUGUUCCUGUGCACAGCAAUAAGGCUUUAAGGUCCUGUAUAACCCAGUGAUAUCAAUAGCACUUAACGGUUUUGAUGGCAAGUUUUGUGUAUUUAAAUGUUAUUUCUUUGCCUGCUUCAGCUGUUGUUUCAGAAAUUGGUAUGAUAAAUACACAGGAUCCAACAACUGUAUGUGAAAACUACCUAUCCAUAACGUAUGAUGUGCCAGUGUGAUAUUCAACAGUUCCAUUCUCAUCUUCUGUGAAACACUCCCUCUUCAAGCUGUUUGGCUUCCAGUUUUAAAGGUAAAAAGAAAGACAAAUCUUUAUAUAAUAAUAUAUUAAAAGAGUGUAUAUAUGUGUUUUAUAUUAUGUACAUUUGCCUGUGUAUAGAUGUUUUAACUGUAAUAUGUUUUACAUUUGUUGUGUUUAGUAGGUUAUUUGAAGACAUUGUAAGAAAAGUAAUAUGUGUUGUGCUGUACAUGUAAUUUUCUGUAUUAAAGGGUUGGACACUCCUAA